Molecule: messenger RNA, 1941 nt
Organism: Sinocyclocheilus rhinocerous
Lineage: Eukaryota; Metazoa; Chordata; Actinopteri; Cypriniformes; Cyprinidae
Product: F-box/SPRY domain-containing protein 1-like
Exons: 3
Coding region: 339-1223 (294 amino acids)
Biological process (GO): synapse assembly involved in innervation; proteasome-mediated ubiquitin-dependent protein catabolic process
Cellular component (GO): synapse; SCF ubiquitin ligase complex
Molecular function (GO): protein binding
Source: RefSeq, a predicted model, not a curated record
UUCACGAAUCAUCAUUAAUGUGAAACAGAAACAGAAAGAGUAACACGUUUGCCUAACGUGUUAUAUAUGAUAUGUGGAUAAUUAUAAUUAAUUUAUAAAGCGACUUAAUUGAAUGAUAUACUUUCGUACAAUCCGUUCUGAUUACUGAGCUCGGAUUUGUUAGCCGCACGCCGUCCAGGACCUUUACAAUAGUCACAUAGCUUAGAUUUUGAUCCAUUUGGCCGCAACGGCAAUAACACCGGGAGAUGUGUCAGACGAACGCGCUUCACGGGACCGCGGUGGGGUUCUGACCCGCUGUGCGGUUGUAUAAACGGUUGCGUUCAGCGGAGGAGUUUGACAUGUCUGGCGCAGGGGCCGGUGGAGGGGUGCAGUCUGCGGGGCUGGGUGCUGGUGCUGCUGCCGCCGCGGGCUGCUGCUCCUCCUUGUCGGGCGCCGGUUCUGCCGCAUUAUUAGGCGGAGGGUCGGCCAUCGCGGGCCGGUUACCCAGCCGAGUUCUCGAGCAUAUAUUCUCCUAUCUGGAGCUGGCGGAUCUCAUGAACUGCUCGCACGUUUGCUGGCACUGGUACAACUGUCUGGCGGAUGAAAACAGCGAGGUGUGGCGGAGUCUGUGUGCCCGCUUGCUCAGUGAAGAAGCGCUGCGCUCUGAUAUCCUCUGCAACCUGUCUUCAUAUAAAACAAAACUAAAGUCUUUCCAGCACGCUCUGAGCUCCCAUGACUGCUCCAGGAAUGUAUAUAUCAAGAAAAACGGGUUCACCCUGCACCGCAACCCCAUUGCCCAAAGCACCGAUGGUGCCCGUGGGAAGAUCGGCUUCUCGGAGGGCCGGCAUGCCUGGGAGAUCUGGUGGGAAGGUCCUCUUGGCACGGUGGCGGUGAUCGGCAUCGCGACCAAGAGGGCUCCCAUGCAGUGCCAGGGCUAUGUGGCGCUUCUAGGCAGCGAUGACCAGAGCUGGGGAUGGAAUCUAGUAGACAAUAACCUGCUUCACAACGGAGAGGUCAACGGCAACUUCCCCCAGUGCAACAACGCACCAAAAUACCAGAUCGGGGAGAGAAUCCGUGUAAUCCUGGACAUGGAUGAUAAGACACUAGCCUUUGAGCGAGGUUUUGAGUUCCUUGGAGUGGCGUUCCGAGGGCUGCCCAAGACAUGCCUGUUUCCAGCUGUGUCAGCCGUCUAUGGGAACACUGAAGUGACUAUGGUGUAUCUGGGAAGACCCCUGGAUGGAUAAGUAGGAUCUUGGUGCCACUAUUAGAACCAGAGAGCAUCAUGGGAACUGCUGCUUGACAUAGAUAAGACUCUUGGCUUUUCACAUCUGGACUAAAAAAUGGGGAAGUUGGUGGCGGGCUUGUUGAUGGAUGUCCAACACACAUCUGCGGAUUUCAGUUGAACAUCUAUUUGCUUUUAAUCCUUUUUGAAGACCUGGGACAUUUUUUUUUUAUCUGGUUUUAAUCUAAUUUAUGAAAUCGCACAGGGAGCAGCUGUUCUAUUUUAUGAAAUGCUAAAACAUGAAGCCAAACUAGAAGAGACAAGUGGCAAAGUUUUCUAAUUCAUUACCAACAUUUUAUAACACAAUGCAUGGAAUGAGAAGCUGCUGUAAGAGUACGAGGACGGCUCAAGCUUUCACACACAAAAACAAAUUUACAUGUAUGGUAAAUGACAUGAAGUAAACAUGCCAAAAUGAUGUACUGAUAUCUUACCGUUGUUUUUUUUCCAGAGCAGUUAUCUGCAUGCAGUAUACCAGUCUCUUCCUCUGUUUUUUAUUAUUAUUUUUCAUGACAGGCAAAGGUAGUAUGUCGUUAUUCCGUUUGUUACUGUACAUCUUAACUGUGAUGUAGAAGUGUAUAGUAUUUAUUUAUUGAGGUCUAUCUUUGCUAUACCUGAGGUUAUGGAGACUCCAAAUAAACUCUAAAUUGUGCCAGACUGUGAACGUAUCUCAGCCUGUUCUA